This is a messenger RNA of Anneissia japonica, 3103 nucleotides long. RefSeq lists its product as uncharacterized. Gene Ontology annotation, biological process: proteasome-mediated ubiquitin-dependent protein catabolic process; protein polyubiquitination. The coding region runs from base 323 to 1396 and encodes 357 amino acids. Gene Ontology annotation, molecular function: ubiquitin protein ligase activity; protein binding. The transcript has 2 exons. The record is from RefSeq and is a predicted model, not a curated record. Lineage: Eukaryota; Metazoa; Echinodermata; Crinoidea; Comatulida; Comatulidae.
CCUUGCUGAGUUCCUUGCAUCCAAUAUUUCAAAUUUAUAGUGAAUAUUACAAAAUGACCAUCACAAAAGUUUGCUGAUGUCUGCAAAUCACAACCUACAUUCAGUGGAGGGCAUGCAAUCGACAGUGAUAAAGAUGAACAAUCAAUGACCCCUUUACAGAUGUCUGCAUUACACCCUCCACUAUGUUCCAUUCAUAAUAAGGCUCUACAAUUUUUCUGCUAUGUUUGCAAUAUUCCAAUAUGUAUAUGCACUGCACAAUUACUGACCAAAGUGUAGGGGAAGGCAAUCACGAACCUAUUAGAAUUUCUAAAGCGUUCCAGAAAUGAGGGCAGCAGAUUGUAUGACAUUAAGUGGAGAGGAAUCUGUGACCCAAAGUCAGACAAUUGUUAUCAAAGUAAUUAAAACUGAUGAAUGUAAUGUACAUGCAAAUCAACUAACGGCAACAUGGACACAGCCUACAGGAGAAACCUACGUCACACAAGUUGAAGACGAUAACAAAGGAAAUUAUUUUGUGAGAGGAAAAUUCACAAGUCCAGGUGUUUGUAAACUAGAUGUGAGUGCUGAUGGUGAACCAAUCAAGCAGUCACCAAUGAUAAUCAAAAUAGAGAAGGAAGGAUUAGUAAAUACCAUUCAAGUACAUGUUGAUAGAAAUCUUAGUCAUGUAGUAAAGCAUGGCGGUUUCUUGCUAGUUUCAGUAUUUAUAAAUGAAAUACUAGUAUACAAGCAAUCAGGAAAAUAUAUUGGUACAGUUAUACUACCACAAGGUGUGGUAGUUGACAGAAUGUACAAAAUGAAGAAUGGUUCCCUAGCAUUCAGUGAUACGUAUACAUGCAUCAAAGUAUGCGAUAUGAAUGGUCAGGUGAUCAAAUCAAUUGGUCAGGGAUUACUUAUAGAUCCAUCUGGUAUUCAUGUGCAUAAGACAUCAAAUAUUGUGUAUGUAGGAGAUAGAUAUAGAGGCUGUGUGUUAAUAUUUGACAUUGGUAGUGGAGAGUUCAAAGGAAGCAUUGGGUCACAAUGCAACAGAGGUCAAAUGAGUGGAGUCAUAGAUGUUACUAUUACAAAUAAAGGACACAUUCUUAUAUUAGAGUAUGAAAAUAGCAGAUUGCAAUUAUUUGACAACAAGGGAAAGUUCAUGAAAGUCCUUGUUGGAGCAGGUGAUGAGAAUGGUAAGGUGAGGUAUCCAGGUGGAGUAGUAGUUGAUGAGGAUGACAACAUCAUUAUAUCAAGCCGUCACAAACUACAGCUCUUCAGUAGUGAUGGAAAUUACAUUAAAAGAAUUGAUAAACCAGAAGAUGGAAUCAAAAGACCAUAUGGAUUAUCAAUUAUUUCAUAUCAUCCAAGGAGUGUAGCAGUUGUAAAUAAUGGUGACAAAACCAUAAAAAUAUUCAAUUAUUAAGAUAUUUGAUGGUCUGCUGCCCCACAUGUGUUCCUUUGCAUUUUAAAUGCGAAUCCCUUUUCUUAUAAUUGAUGUGAAUACUUACACAAAGAUACUGUAACAUACAAAUUAGUUAUAUGGAAAACUGAAUUAGUAUUUGGUGUAUGAAAAUAUUUUCGACAAGUUUUGCAAAAGAUACAAAGAGAACCUGGAAAUUCUGCAGUGAGAAAUUGAAAUCCAUGCUCUACUACAGUAUACAGUUCAUCAUUUUAAUUGUUAUAUUUUUGGCAUACUGUUUUUUUUAAAUUUUUAAGUUUAAAGUUCUAUAUUGUUUUUUGGGGAUGGGAUAAAUGUUUGAAUUGUUUAGGAAGGGAAGAAGGGUACCUGAAUAAUGUUUCUGAAAAUAAGGGGUAAAGUUUAGUUCAGUUGUAUUUGUGAGGAGGGAUUACAUUUGAAUUAUCAGGGAAGGAGGAAAGGAUUAAUUUACAUUGCUUUGAAUUAGUUGUAAGUUUAGUAUUUCAUUUCAUUUAUUUAUUCGACCAAUACACAUUUACAAAAGGUACAGUACAACAAAAAUUAUGGUCAGGGGCAGCUUAAGCAAAAUUUUACUAUAACUCAUUGAGAGUCAGCUGUCCUUGUAAUGUUUUAGAUGCACCUUUGUUUUUUUCAAAGUGUGCCACUGAAGUAAAUGUGUAAGUCCAAAUAAAUAAAUAUUAUUAUUAUGGUCUGCUGCCCUCAAUAAAAAAAUCAAUGAAUUAGAAGGAUAUUUGAAGUUAAAAUAUAAGAAAAUGGGAGAAUGGAUGAAGCUAUUAAAACAAAUUUCAAUUGGGUCCAUAAAAAAGAAAAAACAAUUUAAAAAAAUUGAUAUUUGAUUUUGUCGUCAACAUUAUUGCAAUACUAUGGUUGCCUGGUUUAGUAUUUUGGAAUGAAAAAAUGCCAUCUACAACACUUACAAAUCAUUUUAAGAAGGUAUGCAAAUUGUUGGUGUAAUUCAGCAUGUGUAUUUAAAAAAAAAAAAAAGCAAUAAAUACAAAAGUAAAUACAGAGCCUUGACAUUAUGCCAUGAUCCUGCAAAGACACCAAAAAUCAUAAAUUAAAACAAUGUAGUCCAAUUUGUGGUUUAUAAAUAAUAGAAAAAAAAAAUAUUUUAAAUGGUAGCCAAUGAAAUAUAAGGCUAUAAUCCAAUUAUUAAAAAAAAAUGGUUUACUAUUUAAAAAUAAUUGGAUUAUACAGUUACAAAACCAGAUUAAAACUUUUUGAUCAUAAAAGGCUAUAAUUUUUAAAAUUCACAAGUACAGAGUGUAUAUAGGAGAGUAUAUUAUUUUUUAAGAAGCAACUGAUCCACUAAUGAUGCGGCAUCCAAAUUACAUUGUAAUAAGUAAUAAGUUACGGAAUUCCUUAGCCUAGCCAAGAUAUGGGAAAUCCUCAGAUUCUGAAAACAGUCUUCAAUCGAUAGAUGCCUCAAAUCAUUAUAUUUAGGCUGGAAUAGUGAAGCAUGUAUUUUUAGGCUGCGAAAGAACACUGUAUGAAUUUUCCUUUGUAUACCCAGCUAGACAAACAUCACAAUAAUGAUCGUAUGAUCAAUGGCUGGUUUUUUUACAAAGUGGUACAUUGUAGUUGGUUUUAGUGCUCUGCAUGACAACUUGCAUUAGCCGUCAUCCUGACUAGUUUAAAACGCUUUCAGCAAUGCAAAUUGCGUUAAAUCUAAUAAUUAAUACUAGUUUAUUA